Scylla paramamosain (green mud crab) is the source of this 7898-nucleotide messenger RNA. Its product is annotated as atrial natriuretic peptide-converting enzyme-like. The record is from RefSeq and is a predicted model, not a curated record. Gene Ontology annotation, biological process: proteolysis. Bases 313 to 2949 code for a protein of 878 amino acids. Gene Ontology annotation, molecular function: serine-type endopeptidase activity; protein binding. Lineage: Eukaryota; Metazoa; Arthropoda; Malacostraca; Decapoda; Portunidae. The transcript has 16 exons.
GAGGUGACCGUGAACGUGAGUGCGUCAUGGAGGAAGGGUCCAAUGGAAAGACGCAGCUGGAGCGGUACUCGAGCAGCUCCUCCUACGGCGGCAGUCAUCGCCACAAGCCAGACCGGCCGCCUAAGUAUGAGAAGAUCCACCAUGACCAAGUGGCGCAGACGGGAGGUGGCCGCUACGAGAAGAGACAGCUAGUGAGUGACACGGUGGACAAGAUCUACGACCGCACGCAGUAUGAGGUGGAACAGCUGCCUUCAGACGUCCUGCCCAGUGACAAGUACCGUGAGGAUAGGACAGGUGUGAAGGGCAGCCGCUAUGACCGCCUCCCCCGCGCCUCCCUCAGUAAGAACAUCGUGGACACGCCUUACCCGCGACCCCAUGAGAGAUAAAUACGAAAGGCUGGAGAAGAGUAAGGAGUCCAAGGAGUCUAAGAGGUCCAUUAGUGGUACAGACCGGAGCAGCAGCAACAAGACAACAAAGGCGCCUCCUGUCAAGAGUCCCAAGCCCACAGCAGGAGAGUUGGCUAUCCUGCACGGAGUGUGUCGCUGCGCCGCCAUGGGAGGGAGACCCCACGUGCAUCGAAGUGUGGACGACAAGAAAACGGUGGGCGUGGGGGUGCCCUGCGUCAGAUCGGGAAGCAUGACGGACUCAGAACUCUUCAGCAGAGGCCGAGGUUGCUCCCGCCGGUGGUGCGUGUGUCUCGUCCUCGCCGUGCUCUUCGUGUCCCUUGGAGCUGCCGCUGGCAUCUACUUCGCCUAUCAGUUCCUGGGCCUCGAACUCCCACACGAGCGGGUGUUCCGGGGCUCCUUCGAGGUGAGGAGCGGCGACAGGUGGAGCUCACUGCUAUCUGACGUGUCCAACCCUUACUACGUCAGCACAGCCCAGAAGUAUGCGGCGCGCCUCGACACCAUCUACCAGAACUCCAUCUUCCAGAACGCCUUCAUCCGCUCAGAAGUGUUAGCGCUCGAUAGGGGUCCGGACGACGCCUUGGUGGUGCAUUUCAACCUACACGUCAACUACCGCCGCCUCCACCUGGAUGCUGCUGAUCUCUACCUCGUGCUGGUGUGCCGAGAUCCGCAAACCAGACUCCGCGGCACUCAGCGGCGUCACCAGAGGAAGGUACAACACUACCCUGGAAGCAUGCCACCACACUUCCCCACGCCGGGCUCUGAGUACCACACAGGCUCCAGACUGUACAAGCCGCCCUCCAAAAGCGGUCCCACCACGCCCACCUCCCCGCCCACCACCACGCCCCCGCCCAGACGCUGCCAAGCCCUCGACGUGAACCUGUGCGCUGGUCUCCACCACAAUGUGACCACUUAUCCUAAUCUCCUCGGACACCAAGAUUCGGAUGCCGUCGAAAGGGACAUCAUCUCCAUCAGGCAAGUGAUAGACUCCGAGUGCCAUCCGCUGGCCCAAGAGUUCCUCUGUGAAUUGAUACAACCUGACUGUCGCCGCGCCCAGACCAUGUCACCGAGCGGGGUGUUCGAGGACCUGCUGGUGAGCCCCUGCAGGGACUUCUGCGAGGAGGUGAUGAGCGUAUGUGGCUCCAACUUGCCGGCUCGCCUCAAGAGAGCAGUCAACUGUUCCGCACUGCCCACCCUCAACGCAGACCACGAGUGCACCACUAAGCCAGACUCCAGUGAAAGUGUAUUGAUGUCACGCUGGGGUGGCCCGGAGCGUGUCUGCGACGGUGUCAUCGACUGCGCGGAUAUGUCAGAUGAAGAGCAGUGCUCCAGCUGCGGCCUCAAAGCUUUCAGGUGUGGCUCGGGGGCGGCGUGUGUAUCUCAGGAGCGGCGGUGUGAUGGCAUCGAGGACUGUCCCAAUGGAUCAGACGAGCGGGGCUGCUUAUCCCUAACGCCGACCCCCACGGACCCUGACGCCUUGAAAGAGCAACAGUGGACCAAAUACAACCGAGAGGGCCUGCUGCGCUACACGGAGGGCGGCCUGCCUUCCCGCGUGUGUGUGGACAACAUCAACAAGACCCUCACCACGCAGGAGGCGCACCAGCUUAUUCACAACAUGGCGGAAGUCACAUGCGACCUCCUUUCCUACGGAGGCGUGGAGCUGGUGGAGGUGGUGACGGAGGAUGUUUACGAUCACGUGCCUGGCCUGGGCUACGUGCAGAUCACCGACGUGUUCUCCACCAACAUUACCUUCGAGCCAAUCAACUGCUCCCGCCGCACCGUGGUGUAUAUGGUGUGCUCCGAAUUGGCGUGUGGCGUGCGGCCGCUGUACCUGCCGCCGCGCAGCCCGGUGGUGGAGGGCGGCGUAGUGCGCACCGUGGACAGUGGGGAUUGGCCCUGGUCGGCGGCGCUGCUCAAGGACGGAGUGCAUGCCUGCGACGCCACGUUGAUCCACACCUCGUGGCUGCUCACCACCUCGCUCUGCUUCCAGGGCCAGGGGCGGGCACUGUGGGUGGCGCGUCUGGGCGGCAUCCGCAUCUCGUCCCAGGCGCCGUGGGUACAGGAGAGGCUCAUCGUGGGCAUGGUGAAGUCCCCGGUGGAGGGAAGCAAGAUCGUCCUUAUCAAGCUUGCAGACUCUGAGCUUGAGCUGAGCGACUACGUGCGGCCCGCUUGCCUGGGCUCCCACACCGCUGUCAGUCAGCUGGCGAAACGCAACUGCCGCAGCCUGGGAUGGGGCGCCAGGCGGGAUCCUCUGGUGGAGCUGUCGGUGAAGGUGAACCCCGGGGAGGCCUGUCAGCGACUUGACGGCUUCAUGGAGAACACCAUCUGUGCCCAGCAGACCUCACCCACCGACAGAUGCCUCCUGGAAGAGAUGAGUGGCGGAGGACUGCUGUGUGAGUGGGCCGGCCGCUGGGAGGUGGUGGGCGUGGCCAUGUCGCACACCGGCUGCUACCAGGGCUCAAGACCACGCCUGUACGACGACAUCACCACCAACACCGUCAAGUGGAUAAAGAAGACGAUCGCAGCCUUCCAGCGUAAUUCGUAACCCGCAAGCAUGAGUGGCCACCUCACAGUGUAGAGACAGGGUAGGAGCACGGCUGACAGUGUGACGAUAUUUUUCUUCUUUCGAGGAUUCUACGUAGAUUUGUUAUUCCAAGAGGCACAAAUCCUACGAUCAACAUUAAUUUGAUGUUGAUUCUUUGUUUAACCUUUAUUCAGUAGCCCUCGAGGGUCACUUAGCUUCCAAGGUUCUCCCUUUAGAAGAGGACUUGAGAGAGUUUCCGCCCUGGCGAGGGAGCCGCGGGAUGUUGGCGUGUCCUGAAGGUGAAGCCUUCCAUAAUACUCGCACACCACCACACUCGCUGGAUGGUGUUGGUUCACAUAUCAAAUUCAGUAUUGUAUUCUCAAUUCUAUCAAAUUAUUCCCAGAACAACCAUAUCACAUACAUAUCUCAAAUUCUGUAUAGGUUGGUAAAUGGCAUAGCGAUUUAUAUAUGAAUUAUUGUUGGCCUUGUAGAGAAUUAUCAGAUAUGAAAUAUAUGUAUGAGAGAUAUUUGAGUUAAUGAUAGAGAAAACUCUAAAAUGAAAACCUCCGACACUGUCCUAACAAAGUAACAUUUAUGUUAAAUACUAAUGUAUAUUUCUCUUAAUUUUUAAGAGUUUAUACAUAGUGCAUAGUUUGUGUGCAAUUUCAAACUCAAGUGCAAGGCUCCCUCGUGCUGCUGGGGCAGAGACGCCCACAGUAACAGUGUUGUCCUAGUGGUAGACUAGUGCUAGAGGGGCGCCGCGCCCCACCCUGCCGCUUGCACUCCGGGGGCUCAGUUGGCACCCUCCCUACAGCAGUCACCCCUGUUCAUGGGAUGGUCUGGCACGCCCUAGACGACGUGUCGCUGAAGGUCCCCCUAGCUGCCGCAUCUAGGUACUCGGUGUAUUAGUCGACCUGGCUACGUGGAGAAGUGUGAUUGUUACGUGGAUGGUGUGUGUCCUCGCGGUCCUUUGGCUGCCUCUCGCGGGUGGUUCAUGUUUAUAUGUGCAUUCAAGUGUAGCGAUACCGACGUGCUGAACCAUAGAUCGCCACCCAACGAUAUUAUGGCUGAUAUAGAUAUAUUUACUAUAUUUCAGUGACAUCUAUGGUUCAUGGCUGCUUUGUCAUUAACAAACAUGUCACUUAUAAAUGUUGUACAGAAAUCUUUAUUUGCUUUGGUUGAAGCAUGAGUCAUCUCUGACUGCAGAGAAAUUUUGUAAACUUAUAAUGACCUGUUGUAAAGAAACACAUAUCCAAGAAUUUACUGGUGAGGUGUUUCUCUGCUCUGUAUGGUCCCGUUGGCGCGCUGACGUAUCGGGUCUGUACCGCCUGUUACUGAGGGUCGAAGGGAACCACGUGUAGUAGAAAAUACAAAUCGAGUUGUGUUCAGUGACUUGUAGCGCCGAGGAGUUUGAACUGUCGUGCUGCGUCACAAGUAACAGCAGGUUCAGGGACGAAAACCUUGAUGCAGAAAACAUGUUACGACUGUUAUUCUUUCAUCUACAAGGUAGCAAUUUGAGGUUGAGAGAUAAAUAAAACAGCAUAAUACUCGUAAACAUCUAACUUUUUUUUUCGGUUUUGUUUCGGUCAGUAGAUUUCAUGUGUACUUAUGCAUAUUUUUUAACAUUAAAAUCAUAGAAAUCUCACAGGGUAAAAUAUAUAGGAAACGUGAAUGAUUCCAGGGCAGGUAACGAACUCGCUCCUAUAUAAUAUUAUUAUGAAGGUGUAGCAGUAGCUCGGUGAGGCGUACGUGAGGCGAAGGCUUUUAGUUCAACGCAGAUUUAUACAUACUACACAUACAUAACACAUCGGAAACCUAAUUUGAAAAGGUAGAUUUUUGUAACACUACUCACAACAUUAAAUUCUUGUCUUCAUUUUUUUUUUUUUUCAAUGACAGUCCACCUUUUUUAUGUCAUUCCUACAGAAACCACAUAAAACUACAUGAUAUUUUAUAGAAACUCCUUAUGAAGUAGCCAGAAAGAACGAGGCAUACAAUAAGAAAUUAACUCCCUGCAUUUAUCAAAAAAAAAAAGACCAUAGUGAAUGAAUCUUUGGCACCCAUCCCAAGGUGCUGGGUAGCGCCGGUGUCGGGGAAAAACUAUCGCCCUCAUUUCCUUCCUGUCAUCCUUCACUAGACACUGGCGGUCCACAGGGGUGUAUACUGCUUCCUCUCCUCAGGUGUCCACUUAAAGAUAUUAUAAGGAAUGCUUAAUCUAGUGCAUUUCUCGACAGGAGAGAGAGAGAGAGAGAGAGAGAGAGAGAGAGAGAGAGAGAGAGAGAGAGAGAUAACCCCGUUUUUUAUUUCUUUACUACCACAGCACGUUUUCUUUCUUAACCUUCGACUGCUAAGAGCAUCAUGUGAGACACUUAACUUCAUUAAAGGAUUUAUAUUUAAACUAAAUGAUCCUUCUGAUGAUAAACUUGCACCAGUUAAUUAUAUGUUACGUCUAAGAAGCCGUAGGAGUCGAAGGAUUAAAUGAACUGUUUGAAAUAUCUUCUGUAUAACCCUGAUUGCAGAUGAUGUUUCCAUACGUAUAGAUUACCAGUUAUAUACCACUUGAAGCAUUUAUUUCAAUCCACUGGGAGAGAGAGAGAGAGAGAGAGAGAGAGAGAGAGAGAGAGAGAGACUGUCACUUCACUUCCUACGCAUUAACAAGAUGCCUAUUGUAACCAUCAUUGCAAUAACUGUAAAAGCUUCCCAAAUGAACAAAGAAAGAUUUAUACAUUAAGGCUGUAUCAUACUCCACUGUUAAAAGUAAUCAAGUUAUUUGGAAGAAGAAUUGUUAGUUAUCAUAUAAUUAUGUUGCAGAAUUUGCCAUGACGAAGAGCAGCAUUCCGUGUUAUUUAGAUAGACAUUCGUUGUACACAGGCAGCAUUUUAGGGACUUUAAUUCUAGAGACUGGGUAAAGAGAGCAAUAAUUUGUUGGUUCGUUGUAUCAUUUAUUUCUACUAGAUUUUGUGCAUAGGUGUUCUUUUCUUACAUUAUCUAUUAACUACUAUUUUAACGAAUCACUAAGAUCCGUUACCUAAGCUGAAUUUAUUGUCACUGAAUAACUUCCAUACCUAAGGAUCCAUAUUCUCAAACGUUUCAGUUUCUUAUUUACUAAUUUUAAAAGGCUUCAGUGGAAAUUUUUAUGGUUUUCAAGGAUGUUUUUGUAACUUAAUGAUCGUUUAACAAAGAAUCUGGAUCAUUAGUGCAGAAUGCAGCCAUAAAACCGAACUAAUUACCUAAAUGGCUUUUGAAAUUAGUCCUCACAAGUGCUGGAAGAGUUUUAUAAUACGAUCCUCCACUUGAAAAUCAUCGUGUGGCAUGAUAGCCGGCUAACAACCCUAUUCUGCACGAUGAUACAUAAGGAAGGUCAGGAUGUUAUUAAGUGGCGCUAGAUUGAAUUUAGAAAUGCGAAUCUUCAUGUGAUCUUCUUCAACUAAUUAUGACUUGCUUCCAAGAGGCGCCUGUCCAUCUCCACCUCCAACUUACGAAGAUGUUGGACACCAGCUGUCAUUUGUUUCGGAGUUGUUUGGUAUUCACUGUCUGUCUGGAGUGGCAAGAGUACGUUGUCAACCUUUCACUCCGUCUUGGCUCCAGGUCAGGUCGUCAGGCUCAUUGAAAUGUUCUUGGUAAUUAUUGAAGUUUGUUAUUUUCUUUAUUUUUUGUUAUCUGAAGGAUGUUGAAAUGUGAAUAAAAAAAAUCUUGCUUUGGUUUCUGCAUGUACUAAAAUUUUAUACAGUUGAGAAUAUUGUAGGCAUAUAUUACGUUUGUUAUUGUUAUUACUGUUAAUAUUAUUUCUUCAUACACUUACUACUACUACUACUACUACUACUACCAUCACCAUCACUAACACUACAACCAUUACCUCUAAUACCACUACUACUUCCAACACCACCAUUUCAUUACCACUUCCUACGUACUACAUCUACCACUACUUCUACAAACUAUUACUGUCACUCUCCUAUGACGUGGCCUUCAGUUUUUCCCCGACAUCGGCCUCCACCACACAGGCGCGACCACCAGCCCGGACGCACUGUGUGUAUCAUACUGAGCACUGAGCACUGAGCAGACCUAUAGAUAUCGGAAUAGAUAGAAAUUUCACUCUAGUCUACUUUGUUAGGUGGAGCUGUUUUAUAUGUGUAGCGCUAGUGUGUGUGGGGCGGAGGGACGCAGACUGUUUGCCGAGGGGAGGAGCGGGGACGGGGUGUGUGUGGGGCGAGUGAGUGGUUGUCUGAUGUAUCCUUAUGUUGCGCGUGGGUCUUCCGCCGUUCCCGCUCCUCCCCACUGAAGAGUUAAAGGCUGCGCGCUGUCCCGUCCUGCGAGGAUUCAUGUAACGUGGCAGUAUUGUGUAAUGCAUAAGAAUGUUAACGAUAUUUUUGUUGAAUGCCUGAAUUUUAUUAAUUGCUUGAGAAGAAUAAUACAUAUAUGCGAAAUAUUUUUCAUAGAUCUUAAGCCAUUCGCAGGGUGUACAUGCAGGUAUCCAUUCUCUUCUCCUCUUCCUCCUUCUCCUCCAUAAGUCUUGUACUUGGCAAAAUUCACUAUUCGCUAUCCAUACGUGCACAAGAUACUAAGUGAUAUUACCAUUUCGUUCCUAUGUACUGUACAGCAUUAAGAUUUAGGUCACUCAUUAAGUUACCUACGAGUCUAGUGAUUAGUUUUCGAGUCCUACACUUUAUCCUCUCCUAGGCCACCUGUACAGCAUCAUGGUCUGGAUUAGUCAUCAGUUACCUCUGAGUUUAGUGGUUAGUUUCCGUAACAGAGCUAUCUUAUUCUUUCCCCGGGCCACCCCAAGAAGUGAGCCUCGCCCUGCCUUGGCCGUCCCCUCGUGCCGGGCCUUCGUAUGCUCGUUUCCGUGAUACUGAUGUACCCCGGCUUCUUCCAGUGAAAGUGUAUUACCCUCAAGAACAUGUGACAAAUGCUGCCUGUAAUGUAUAAAUCAAUAUGUAAAUUGGUUUGUGUAUAAAUAAUAACUAUGUUUGAUG